Molecule: messenger RNA, 3791 nt
Organism: Danaus plexippus (monarch butterfly)
Lineage: Eukaryota; Metazoa; Arthropoda; Insecta; Lepidoptera; Nymphalidae
Product: non-canonical poly(A) RNA polymerase protein Trf4-1-like
Exons: 9
Coding region: 144-1838 (564 amino acids)
Biological process (GO): RNA 3'-end processing
Cellular component (GO): TRAMP complex; nucleolus
Molecular function (GO): mRNA binding; poly(A) RNA polymerase activity
Source: RefSeq, a predicted model, not a curated record
GAACUGUCAACUAUCCGCGUGUCGUCCAUGUUCCGAAUGUGGUGGACUUAUUUUUGUUUUGUAUUAAUUUUCAGUACAGUUAUUAUAAAUGUGAAAUGAUACAAAAUGUGUUAUCAUUUAUAGUGUAUCAUUGCUUUGGCUGAAUGGAUCCCUACGUCGGGUGGUAUCAGCCCGAGCAAGAAGGACCCGCGAAGCGCUUGUGGCUUCGUAUCUGGGAAACUCAAAGUGAAACCGACAAAAUGAACCUCAAAAACUUAGAAAAUGCUAAUCCUAACGUGAAUAAAACACCAGACUUUAUACCCUUAAACGAGGUGAACGGUGAAAAUAGGAAUAAUAAUUACUUUAACCCUACACGAAGGAAAGUGAACGACAAUCGUGCUUCUACGUUUAACCUGAACCAAAAUCACGAUGCUCUCAUAGGUGAAUACGGUGGCUGUCCUUGGAGAAUACCCAACUAUAAUUACAAGCCUGGAGUUCUGGGUCUGCACGAGGAGAUCGAGCACUUCUACAUGUACAUGUCCCCGUCUGAGACUGAACACCUGGUCAGAACCACUGUCGUGACACGUAUCAGGAGCGCCAUCCUGUCCCUGUGGCCCCAGGCACGCGUCGAGGUCUUCGGGAGCUUCCGGACUGGCCUCUAUCUGCCGACCAGUGACAUCGACCUCGUGGUUAUAGGUCAAUGGGAGAAGCUGCCUCUGUGGACCUUGGAGCGAGAGCUGGUAGCCCAGGACAUCGCGGAGCAAGACAGCAUUAAAGUAUUGGAAAAGGCGACCGUUCCUAUUGUCAAGAUGACCGACAAGUACUCCGACGUUAAGGUGGACAUUUCUUUCAACAUGAGCAGUGGCGUCAAGAGUGCGGAGCUGAUCAAACAGUUCAAGGAGCAAUAUCCAGAACUGUCGAGGCUGGUGAUGGUGUUGAAGCAGUUCCUGCUGCAGCGCGACCUGAACGAGGUGUUCACCGGAGGCAUCUCCUCCUACUCCCUCAUCCUCAUGUGCAUCAGCUUCCUGCAGCUACACCCGCGGCCGGAGAGACUCCGCCAGAGACACAACCUCGGAGUGUUACUGAUCGAGUUCUUUGAAUUGUACGGAAGGAAAUUCAAUUAUGUGAAGACAGCCAUCAGGGUCAAGAACGGAGGCUCAUAUGUAUCUAAGGACGAGAUCUCAAAGGAGAUGAACGACGGCCAUAGACCCUCGCUCCUGUGCAUCGAGGACCCGCUGACGCCCGGCAACGACAUCGGCCGGUCCAGCUACGGAGCCAUACAAGUUAAACAGGCGUUCGACUACGGCUACAUAAUUCUCCAGCAGGCCGUGGCGCCGCACAACGCGUUACUCGCCCGUCACAGCGUUCUAGGUCGUGUCGUGCGCGUCACGGAUCACGUGUUACAAUAUAGACGCUGGGUGAGAGACACCUUCGAGCCGUUCUUCUUCCCGCACCGCGUGAGGCCGAGGCGGGUAGGGAACACCCGCUCGCCCACCCCCGACCCCACACCCACACCGACGCCCACGCCCUCCGACACUGAUCCUGAGUGGUCGGACGGUUCGGGUCCGUCAGGCCCGGCCCGCACGUCGCCGCCGCCGCUGUCGGCUCUGCAGUGCUCGUCGCCCACCCCGCGCAGGGUGUCCGCGCACCAGUCCCUCAUAAUACACCACAUAACAAGCAACUCGGAUUUCAACAACAUACCAUCGGACCCGCUUGCAGGGGUGCUCCGCCCCCGGCCGCGGCCCCGCCGUCGCGCGUCGCCCCCCCGCGGCCGAGCCCAACGCAACGACCGCUCCGACAGACAGGACCGGAACGACAGACCCGACCGCCACCGCAAGAGGCGCGGCUACACCCGAUGAUACGCGCCUCGCGGCGGUCGGGUGGCUAGUGCGGAGUAAAGUGUCUGUGGCGAACAGUUGACGAGCGACGCGCGCGCGGGUCGGAGUGGAAAAUGAUGGCAGUAACGGACUUAGAUCGGUACAAAGCUAGUUUUCUCCGCCGAUGUCGUCACUUCCGGUUCAAUUAUGUCAAAUCUGCUGCUAAUACUACGUAACGUGUGAUUAUUUCCCAUUCUGCCCGACGCGUGACGCGACUCGUGUCGUGAUUAGCUUAAUAAUGUAUUGUAGCCGUAUUGUACAUGUGAUAGCUCAAUUUAUGAUGGUCUACGACGGUUUUGUGACGGAUUUCAAAUUAACAUAAUAAUGUAUGCUAUAUGUGUGGGCUGUCAGCGAAAUGUGUGCCGCUGUGGUGGUCACGGGCGAUUGUUAAGUUUGCAUUGUGUGAUCGAAGAGCAAGAUCUUAAUUGAACAUGAAAUUGUACUGUGACGCUGACCUGCGACGGUUGCAUGGCUAGGUUAAGCGACUGACAAGCGGCUGACCGAUUGUCGACUCGAAUUGUUUGCGCUUAAGGUUCGAAAUCGGUCGGCGGCGGCAUAAAACUGUUCCUUGUAGCGUAAGUCACGUUUCAACACCAAUAUAUAACUAGCAAGCAUUGAGCUAACUUGAAAUGUUACGGUGUAGCUGUGUAGGUUUUAUGUUGUUAUGACUGACGCGUCCCCCGCGCUCGCCACGAGUGCUCAUCAAACUAAAUACAGGUAGUAUCAAGUUUUCCAUCUAUGAAACAACGUUGAUACUGUACGUGCGGAGUUUUACGAGUGGAGAACUAGAUACUGUCAGUAUUAAUUUUGAUCCGCACACGUGGCAGGUGUACUUAUAACACCAUACAAAAUGCAUAUUUAAAACUCAACAAUGUUUCUGGUUAGAUCAGCUGUAUAUUUUCGGCAUUUCCUCAACACGGACGGUUGUGUUAGUGCUGUAGCUCGUCUAAGCGUGCACUGUUUAAAAUAUUCAUUGUAGCGUAAGCAUUUGUAGUUAAAAUAUAUAUUUUUACAUUAUGGAGCGGUAUAGUCUCGUUGGGUGCGAGUGGUCGGCGAGCCGGAUCCCUGGACGCGUUAACGAUGUACUCUAAGUGUAGCGUAUCCACGUUAUGUCAAACGAUACCUUGACGAUGAUGUAAUUUUAGCUUAAUAAAUUAAAAUGAUUAACUGUCGGUAUCCAACUAUGAGUUUUUCUGGUUAACGUAAACUAUGUGAAUCGCGUUUAUUUAUAUAACAUCAGAACGUGGCGACGUUGAUUGUCUAUGUUAACUGUGAAACUCAUAGUAGGGGUGAGAACUUUGGUCGGACUGUAGUGAAUGCGAACGCAAUAAAAACUGCCAACGGCUAAAUUUAGUGAAAGAUGUUAAAUGAUUUCUAUAAAAAAAAAUUAAAUUAAAUACUUAUAUACAUAUAUAUAUUUUGAAAUGUCACAUAGGUUUUUAAUGUAUUAACAUAAGUCGUUGAAGAGAAUUAAUUAACACUAGACGGUAAUGUGUAAUGCAAGUUUAAUUUAACCGACUGUCUUUUUUUUAAGACAAUAAUAACUGUUUUAUAUACUUUUUGCUAAACUGAAAAUGUAUAAAAAAAAAAAUAUUAAGUUGAACUCGUAAAGAAUGUUUAAAAUCCAAAUGUUUAUAGCUUAUGAUUUAAAUAAUAUAUUUCUUAGAUGGAAUUGUUUGAAAAAGUUUUUUGGAAAACCUAGAUUAUUAUUAUUUUUCUUUCCCUUUUUGUAUUUUAUAAAGUUUUGUGUAGUCUAGUGACUGUUGGUGUAUAUAACGGUGUACAUAAUGUACAGAGCAUGUAAAUACACUCGAGAUAUAUUUAAUAAUAAUAUAAAGUUUGAUUUAAAAGAAGUUUUAAAAUAAAUGAAAAAAAAAAAACAAAAAAAAAGAUAAAAUAAAUAAAUACAUACAGUGAGUAUGAAGUGGAAAACAA